Molecule: messenger RNA, 2696 nt
Organism: Lingula anatina
Lineage: Eukaryota; Metazoa; Brachiopoda; Lingulata; Lingulida; Lingulidae
Product: FERM domain-containing protein 5
Biological process (GO): actomyosin structure organization
Cellular component (GO): cytoskeleton
Molecular function (GO): cytoskeletal protein binding
Source: RefSeq, a predicted model, not a curated record
UCAUGUGGGCUGCUAUAAUAUAUGUUAAUGUUGGGAAGCAGGGUUUCUUCUGCCUUCUACCAGUAUCUUUCUCUCUCCUUGGGUUUUGUGGCAGUUAUGUUAGUUGAUUUAUUCAGAUUAAUCAUUCACUGAAUUGUUGCUUUUUUUCUUAUAGAGUAGCUCCUUUUUACUUGGGUGUACCGGAAAUAUGAUGAAGAAGCACGUUGUUGGCUUCAAAUGCCCCACAACUGCAGCCUGUAAACAUCUGUGGCGAUGUGCUGUGGAACAGCAAGCUUUCUUUACCCUUCCUUCAGCUUCCCAAGCUCCCAAAGUUUAUUCUGGGGGAGGACUAUUCAGGAGAGGAUCCAAAUUCAGAUUCAGUGGGCGUUCUCAAAGAGAGGUGCUUGCAGAUAGUGAAAACAUCAAAAGAGAUAGCCCCACUUUCAGUAGGUCAUCUUCCAAUCCAAUAAUUGUUAGGAACCACAGCAAGAAACAGCAGAAGGAGAACACGUUACCUAUUAACUUUACUCUGAGUGCUGAUGCUUCAGGUGAUAAAGCAGAUGAGUCUCGCGACGCAUCCAGUCCCGCCACCGUUUCUGAGUCUGUGGACAUCACUUUGGACUCCACAUUACCAAAUCAGACAGAGGUGACCAUAACCAGUGAAAACAGCCCCUAUGAACCAGAUGAGACCAUAGUUGAGGGAUCCUCUGAUGUCCAAGACGCUUCUCCACCAAACGACCUACUGGAGACAAAAAUACGGGAUGCAGAGAAGGAGCUUGAAGAGCUGCGGAACCCACCCGUCUGCAGCACACCCAACCACUUAAAUGAGGUGGACAGGGAGUCAGAAACAUCCUCAGUUGAAGGAGAACCAGCCGUUGUGGAAGAAAACAUCCAUGAGAAAAAUAAUGGGAAACUGACCAAUACAGAGCUCCCCAAGGAUGUGGUGCCAGCACCACCUGCAGAGAGGUCUGGGACAGCCACAUGUUGCAGAUACUUGACUGUCAGUUUUGUGUUGACUUUUCUGCUGCUAUUUGCAGCUGUAGUGUUCAUCAUGGAGGCCAGUGUUGAGAGUGAGUUGCUAACGGAGAUCAAAAGCCGAGAAGAAGUGAUUGAUUUCAGAGUGCAGUACUACGAUCCUGCUAAGGCCUAUGUGGUCAGCUUGGCUGAAAAGGGCCUUGCAUAUUUCCAGUCCUAGGCUCAGCCCGUAAAACUGUGAGGAGCGUUAAAACCAAAUGGUUUGGCAGUGAGUUCACAUUACCAUAGCUGGAAUAUACAUUUUCAAAUAGACAAUUUAAAGAUAAAACAACAAUUGUGACCAAUGCAUCUAUACUUUGUAGCAUCUUAAUAGACUAUUUUGACAUGUAAUUUUAAUAUCUGAUGUUUAGUAUAAAGAAUGACAUGAGAUUCAUAUGAUAUACACGUACUAUUGUAUACCUUUAUUAUGUUUCUCUUUUAAAAUAAGCUAAAAGGAGCUUUUAACCAGCAGCUCACUGCCUUAGACAGUUUAAUUGUCUUGGUAGUAGGUUUCGUAUUGCUGAACCAUGGUCAUUUUCUGCCCUAUAGACAAUUCCUUUUAAUUUGGGAUAAUAUAGAUGUAGUUUCUGAGCUAUUUUGAAGUAUUUCAGGCACAGAAUUCACUAGAAAUUGGUAAAAAUAGGCAGUGCAUUAUUAAUGGUUAAAAUUAGCAUAUCUAGGAAAAUUUUCAUCAUCAUUUUUACUACUUUGAAAUUGCAUUCUUCAAUGAAAUUUUGAACCAAUCAUUGAAACCUAAAGUGCGUUAAAUAAUGGAAUAGAUUGUAGAUAAGGAUAAUACCAGGAACUUGAAGUCCACUUUGUCUGUACACUCUUUUAAUGAUAUUAUCUUCUGGAUCAAAAAUACCAAGUCAUACGGUGACAUAAAUUAUUUUUAAAUAGUUUGUUGUAAUGUUGUGUUCUUUGUGUUAUGGUCUUCGCUUGCACCACAUUCCAAAUAAUAAUUAUUUAGAAAAUGCUCUGAAUUAAAAUGUGGUAAUAUGCCAUCUUAAUAUUUUACACCUGUGUGCAUGCCAGUACGUAUCAAUCAUUAUUUGCAUUUAAAUUUUGGUUUUAUAAGAAUAUUUUUUAUAUUAGCUUUGAUUGUAAUACAUGUAUACAUAUCCUGAUGUUGGAAGCUUAUAAUUCACUUUUCCUUGAUUGCUUUCAAGCUUUGGCUUAAUAAGUAAUGUUAAAGCUAUUUAGAGGCGUAAUUAGAUAACAGAAUGCUAUGCAUGUUAAACUGCAAGUUGUAGCAUGUUUUAAUUUAUUGUGGAAAAUUUUUAGUGAGCUCUGAUCAAAUAUAUAUUCAAGGUUAGUGAAUGAAAAGGAGUUUAGACUGAUCUUAGUGAUUUUUGAUCAAGUUUCUCUAGUAUGUAUGUCCAAAGGAAAAAAAAAAGGCGAACAUGCAAGUUGAAUAUGCUAUCAGGAUUCUUCAUAUUUUAUGGGGUAUAUAGACAGUAAGGGUAAAUGUGGGUUUUGAGAUACUUUUUGGAAUUGUAUAUUGCUUUUUUUUAUUUAUUUAUUUAUUUUUUUUAUUAUUUUUUUUUUUUUAGUUUUGAAAUACCCUUGAAGUUCAGCACAUGCCUUCAGAAGUUAAACAUUUGAAACAUAGCUACAGUUUGGAGUGGAGUUUGCUUUAUGCUAAUGCUUGUUAGCUAUGUACUGGGGGUUCAUGAUGUCAGAACACUUGAUGGAACAAAAAA